AUGACAGAGUUUUCCGACUAUGUGCCACAUAUCACACAGGAGUUAAUCGAUAGGGGACAUGCUAGACGCAUGAGUAUUCUAGAAGAUUAUUUUGCGGUGAUGGAAAGGCAGAGACUUUAUAAAAACUUUAAUCUAUACGGCCAAUUCAACCAACCAUUCACGAAGACACAAUUGGCAACAGCAUUGAGACCAAUCUUAUUGAAAUAUCCCAUUCUUGCCACAGCUAUUAUCCCAAAGCAAUUUCCUGAUUACGAACCUUUCUAUACAAGUAAAAAAUACUAUGACAGGCCAUAUCCCAUUUGUGAUUAUAUCAAACCUGCACAGAAAGUCACUUUACAGGACAUUUUGCUGAACGAACAGGUCGAACAUAAGGACACCGUCGACACUAUUCUGACCAAAUUCAUAGAAUAUGACUAUCAAUACACUGGUGAAGUAGUUGAGUUGAUUGGGUCUUUUUUUUUCCCUGAAUUUGACGGCAGCACGCCCAAUUGGAGGAUCUUAUGCUUACCUUUGCCGGGAGAAAAGGAUACUGGCAAAUAUUCUCAGCUGGUGUUUAUCAGCAAUCAUUGUUUGUCUGAUGGUAUAAGCGCCGUCAAUUUUUUACAAGAUCUCGCGAAGGCUAUGGCAAAUGCGAGGCCUUCAAAAGAUACCAACGACACACCACUUACAAUCAUCGACUACUCUCAAGAUUACAAAGACAUGGCCAAACUGCCUCCUCCUAUCACAAAAUAUGUCGAACAUAGGUCUAGCCUUGUUGAUCUCCUCAAAUUAGUAAUGUCUAAUUUCGUCAAGAACCAUCUAACCUAUAAGUCAGAUGCUGAAAUUACUGCAAGGUUAUUACCGCUUAAUCCACAAAGGUAUCAUAUUCUGUUGAAUUUCAAUCCAGCCCAAAUUUCCUCUUUAAAAGAAGUGGUCAAGAGGAACGUUCACAGAACUUGUACUAUUACACCUUUUCUGGAAGCUUGUUUCCUUGUGGCUCUUCACAGGUAUGGUAAAAUAUUCAGAAAAAAUUGGACCGAAUGGGGGUUCGAUGUAGCCGUCGCAAUAAAUACAAGAAAGUUCCUACCCGAAGACGAUGAACUGAAAGACAUCUAUAAAUAUGGAUCCAGUAUCGGUGGAUUCCAUUACACGCAUUUAAUAUCUUCAUUUGAUAUCGAAUACAAUGAAAAAGAAAAAUUUUGGAAACUAGUCGAAUAUUAUUUCGGAUUACUCUCAAAUCACCAUGAUGCUUUAGUCGGACUCGGAAUACUCAUGUCGGACCAAGUUUGCCAAAGUCAAAAUAUAGAUAACAUGCUGUGCAAUGAUUAUCUGAACCAGAAAAGAGGAGGCCUGCUGUUAAGUAACGUUGGUUACCAUCCACAAAAUACAGACAGUUCACCGCAUAUCAGGGAUUUGGUAUUUUCUCAAACGGCUGGAGCGCUAAAGUUCACCUUCGGCAUGAACGCAAUUGCUACGAAUGGCAAUGGAUUGAACAUUGACUUGAACAUUGCGAAGUCAGCAAUAUCGGGGAAAGACGAGUGGCUUGUCUUCUGCAGAGAGUUUGAAAGCGUGGUCAGGAACUUUACAGAAAGUACAUAG
Molecule: messenger RNA, 1578 nt
Organism: Zygotorulaspora mrakii
Lineage: Eukaryota; Fungi; Ascomycota; Saccharomycetes; Saccharomycetales; Saccharomycetaceae
Exons: 1
Coding region: 1-1578 (525 amino acids)
Molecular function (GO): N-acetyltransferase activity
Source: RefSeq, a predicted model, not a curated record